Electrophorus electricus (electric eel) is the source of this 1062-nucleotide messenger RNA. RefSeq lists its product as uncharacterized. The record is from RefSeq and is a predicted model, not a curated record. Lineage: Eukaryota; Metazoa; Chordata; Actinopteri; Gymnotiformes; Gymnotidae.
CACAUGGUAGGGCCUACAUAUUCUCUCUACUCCUCUUCCUGUUACAGCUUCACGCUCAUGCUGCCCGAAAUCAUUCAAAGACAAGCACUAUGAAUCCCUCGCUAUUCCCGUUUCUGAGCAUGCUAUGCCUGGUCUCGUCGGCCGUUACUGCGGAAGGUGACCAAGACAUGCCAACGAACGGCAACAGUACGCAUGAAGCGCUCAACACCACCACCUCUGGCGGUACCAGCGCGAUCAGAACAACUCCGAUGCUUACAAACAAUUCUAGUACGACCAGUAAAUACACAGAGAGUCGACCAACGUCUGUGGCGGCCAUCAAAGCAAGCAAUGCCUCUCCUGGAAGCAAGUGCGGAGAAAGCUGUCUAUUAAGCAACACUACGCCUCAAAUACCUACUCCCACGGCUAAGGCUGAUACAGGAAAAGGAAAAGUAAGAAUAGUGGGAACGCUGCUUUUCCUGGUGUGCGUUCUCAUUGUUUUGUUCCUCAUUUUGUUACGAUGGUACAGCCGCAACCCGGACCGCCGCUCCAUCCGUGGCCUGUGCAGCAGCCUGGUGGACAGCAUGCGGCAGGCUUGGCUUGCCGUGGCUGCACGGAUACGGUCACCCCAAAAGCAGCCGGGGGAUGAGGAGACGGAGGAGAUGGGCACGGGACGGGGAGAGGAGGGGCUGGAGGGAGGCGUGGCAGGAGAUGGGAACAGGUGGGGAAAGAAGGAGGACGAGGGGGAGGACGACUCGUCGGAUGACUACUCCAGCAUGGAAAGUGGGAACGUGGUGGACAACGCACGGAAGGAGGAGGGAGCGCAGAGGAAGGCGGAGGAGGAAGACGACGAUGGUGAGGGGGAGAUGACGACACCCAUACUAUUAGGGGAUGAGAACACAGACACAGAGGAAGAGGAUGAUGUCACACCACUGUGAACACACAAGUGUGUGUAACGGAUGUUUUCGCCAAGAUUUUAAUGUUUAUUUAAAACAAAAGGUCACAACGUCAACAAAAGUUUUAAAGGUAUUUUGAACAUUGAAAUUGAGCACUGUAUGUAUUCAUCUGAAUAAAAGAUUUAUAUUA